Molecule: messenger RNA, 1011 nt
Organism: Adineta steineri
Lineage: Eukaryota; Metazoa; Rotifera; Eurotatoria; Adinetida; Adinetidae
Source: the annotation of a GenBank genome assembly
AUGUUUCUUCGAUCAUCAUCGUCAUCAUUGAGAAUUAUUGCAUCAGUUCCAUAUUAUUUUCGUUCGGCUAAUAGUAUAAGAUCAUGUUCUCUGUUGAGUAAUUCAAAUGAUAAUUCGCAUUUUUUAUCUUCUUCAACAUGUUUAUCACAACCACAACGAACAUUUAUGUUUUGGCGUGCAAAUGUUAAUCGAGAAUUAUAUGGUACACCAAAUAAAGCAUUAGCAACAAAGAAACGUCAACGUUUGAAAAAAAGUUUUACACAAAUUAUUCGAGAAGGGCAAUUUUUGCGUUUAAUGAAAGAUGUUCUUUUACCUGAAUUGACUAGAUGGUGGAAAGAAAUGCAACCAUGGGAUAGAAGACAUGAAUUUUUUCAUAAUGAUUAUCUUGUCAUUCAUGAUUUUACGAAGAAUGAAGAAAUUAAAAAAUGGAAUGUACGAACAGAUCUUGAUGAAGGGGUAGGUGAAUCUACCGCUGAACUUGUACCAAGUGGACAAGGUUCAGUUCUAUUUCGUGGUAAUAUUUCAUCGAAAAUGGUUAAUCAAAAUACGUUAUAUAAUCAAAGUGGUUUUGCUAUUAUGUUCUCUGAACGUUUACGAGGAUCAUUUAUGAUGCCAGCUCAUCAAAAAGGUUGGACUUAUUUUACUCAUAUUCUCUUACGUAUUCGAGGUGAUGGAAGAUUCUAUGAAGUUCGAUUUCAUACGCCUGAUCACGAUCAUCAUCAUUAUGCUGAUAUGUAUUCAAUGGUACUAUACACACGUGGUGGUCCUUAUUGGUCAACAGCUAAAAUUCCUUUUUCACAAUUUUUCCGUAAUAAUAUGGGACGUAUUAGUGAUAAACAAUUUGCAUUUCAACCACUUACAUGUACACAAAUGUCUAUAUCUGUUCUUGAUGCUGCUGAUGGACCAUUUGAACUUGAAAUAGCAGAAAUUAGUUUAGUACGUGAUUUACGAUAUCAAUAUGAUAAAUUUUCUUAUGAACAGUAUACACUACCGCCUUAUACAACUGUUUAG